Molecule: messenger RNA, 447 nt
Organism: Eruca vesicaria subsp. sativa (arugula)
Lineage: Eukaryota; Viridiplantae; Streptophyta; Magnoliopsida; Brassicales; Brassicaceae
Source: the annotation of a GenBank genome assembly
AUGAUGGCGAGCGCAUCUCAAACGCUCUCGAACAGAAACUCACUUAAACGAUUACUGCUAUGGCGGACUCGUACACUCUCCUUGCUGAUUGGAAGGCCAGCAAUACUCAACAAGGCGGAGGUCCGACUACUCCGGUUUUGGGAGGCAAGAAACACCAACAGGAACAGCAGCCGAUCCGGAGAACUAAUGAGUCUUAACAAGUUGUUGAUUGAUGAGAAUUCAAAUCUCAUGCAAGCAUCCAUUGCUGCGGCUCAACAUGUCAGAUUCAGGCAGAGUCUCACAGAAGGUUCUUUCUACAGUCUAGCCGGGUUUGAUAUCACGCGUAGCAACCCAAAAUACUGGCUAUCUGAUGCAGCCCUCUCCGUACGGUUCAAUGAUGGAACUUUGUUUGAAAAGCUUACUACGGCCGUUAGGACCAUAUCCACCGAGCUCUUCCGGAUCCGAUGA